AUGACGUUCCCGGCCCCAGCCCGCCCGAGGCGCGGCCUGGUCCUGAUAGCGACCUUCUUCAUCCUCACGACCCUCUUCCUCGCCGCCGCCCGCCUCGCCUCCCUCGACCUCCCCGUCCUCCACCGCCGCCCCGCCGCCGACGACAAGCCCAAACCCUCCCCCGCCGACGCCCCCAUGUCCUACGGCCAGACCGCCCGCCCGGGCUUCACCGACCUCUCCGUCCACAUCGCCGCCCUCCCCGACCGCCACGUCCCCUCCCGCGCCAACCCGGGCCGCCGCCUCGUCGUCGUCGGCGACGUCCACGGCAUGCGCGCCUCCCUCGAGUCCCUCCUCGCCUCCCUCAACUUCGACGUCGCCCGCGGCGACCACCUCGUCCUCGCCGGCGACAUGAUCAACAAGGGCCCCGACUCCCGCGGCGUCCUCGACCUCGCCAUCCGCCUCGGCGCCUCCGCCGUCCGCGGCAAUCACGAGGACAGGGUCCUCCUCGCCCACCGCGGCCUGAAGAAGUCCAGCGUCGCCGAGGAGGACGCCCACGGCAACCCCGUCCCCGAGACCGACCCCGCGGCCGAAGCCGAAGCCAACGACGACGACGACGACCUCGAGAUCCCCAUCUUCCCGCACGGCGACUCCGCCGAGCGCGCCACCGCAAAGUCCCUCUCCCGGAAACACAUCGACUGGCUCUCCGCCCUCCCCGUCAUCCUCGACGCCGGCUCCGUCGAGUCCCUCGGCAACCUCGUCGUCGUCCACGCCGGCCUCGUCCCGGGCCUCUCUCUGCAGCAACAGGACCCCUGGGCCGUCAUGAACAUGCGCGGCCUCGUCUACCCGCGCGAGGAGCUGCGCCGCAAGGAGGCCAAGAAUGCCCUCGAGGAGUACCGCAAGGCGCACACGGCCUCGCCGGGCAUCACGGACAACAUGAUCGAGCAGGAGCACGAGCGGCGCCGCAAGCCCGAGGACCGCUCCAUCGCCGUGCCCACAGACCGCCGCGACGGCUCCAGCAGCUGGACAAAGGCCUGGAACAAGCACCAGGUCAACCUCCCCGAGGCGGAGCCCCGCACCGCCGUCGUCUACGGCCACGACUCGAAGCGCGGGCUCAGCGUCGACAAGUACACCUUCGGCCUCGACUCCGGGUGCGUCAACGGCGGGGAGCUGAGCGCGCUCGUCAUCGAGGCCACGGCGGAGGGCGUGACGCACGCGGUGAAGAGCGUCAAGUGCGAAAAGGACGACGGGAAGAAGGGCAAGAAGGAGAAGAAGAGCAAGAAGGAGAGGAACAGGUGA
Colletotrichum karsti is the source of this 1275-nucleotide messenger RNA. RefSeq names its product calcineurin-like phosphoesterase. NCBI's taxonomy places the organism in Eukaryota, Fungi, Ascomycota, Sordariomycetes, Glomerellales, Glomerellaceae. The record is from RefSeq and is a predicted model, not a curated record. The coding region runs from base 1 to 1275 and encodes 424 amino acids. The transcript has a single exon. Gene Ontology annotation, biological process: polyphosphate catabolic process. Gene Ontology annotation, cellular component: cytoplasm. Gene Ontology annotation, molecular function: endopolyphosphatase activity; phosphatase activity.